Molecule: messenger RNA, 1020 nt
Organism: Diversispora eburnea
Lineage: Eukaryota; Fungi; Glomeromycota; Glomeromycetes; Diversisporales; Diversisporaceae
Source: the annotation of a GenBank genome assembly
AUGAUUAACAACGCGUCGACUUCUAAAGGCAAAAGAGAAGCUAUUCCUUCUGAACUUCCGUGGUAUAAGGUUGAGAAAUAUCGGCCUCUUUAUUUAAAAGAUGUAAUUGGCAAUGAAGGGGUUAUAAAGGGCCUGAAGCGCUGUGCAGCAGAAGGAUUCAGUCAUCAUUUGUUAUUAGCCGGACCACCCGGAGUAGGUAAAACAACUGGCAUUUACUGUUUAGCGCGCGAAAUAUUAGGGGAAGAUUUAAUUAAACAAGCAGUAUUAGAACUUAAUGCAUCAGAUGAUAGAGGGAUUGAUAUUGUCAGAAACUCAGUUAAAACAUUUGCUAAAACAAAGGUUAAUUUACCACCAGGAAAAAAAAAGAUUGUUAUUCUGGACGAAGCAGACAGUAUGACACAAAGUGCACAACAAGCUCUUCGUCGAAUUAUGGAGAUAUAUUCUGAAACGACUAGAUUUGCUUUGGCGUGUAAUACAUCAGAAAAAAUCAUUGAACCAAUUCAGAGUAGGUGUUUAAUUAUGAGAUUUGGAAGAUUACAAGAAAAAGAUAUAUUAAGAAGAUUAAUAGAAAUAUGUCAAGUUGAAAACGUUAAAUAUAAUCCGGAAGGACUUGAAGCAAUAAUCUUUACCGCAGAUGGAGAUAUGCGACAAGCAAUUAAUAAUCUUCAAUCUACGUAUUCCGGAUUUGAAUAUGUUAAUGCAGAAAACGUAUAUAAAGUCUGUGAUCAACCACAUCCCGGUUCAAUAAGAGAAAUUAUUUUAAAUUGUUCUAAUUUUAAGGUUGAUGAUGCAAUGUCUGGAUUGUCAGAUUUAUGGAAAAAAGGUUAUAGUGCAAUCGAUAUUGUCACAACAUUUUUUCGCGUCAUAAGGAUUAAUGAUGAAAUUUCAGAAAAUAUUAGAAUGGAUUUUAUAAAGGAAAUUGGAUGCACUCAUAUGAAAAUCCUGAAUGGUGUAUCAACAUUUCUUCAACUUUCUGGUCUCGUUGCAAGAUUAUGUAUGAUUGCAGAGAAGUCAGUUUGA